AUGAAUGCGCCUAACAUCCCCGCGGUUGUGAGGAUAUCUGGCCCUCCCAACAGCAGUUUUCUGGUCGGCUAUCCAGGUAUUUCUGCGACACUGCCUAGGAUAGUUGGAAAGGUUGAGAUUCGCCCUGGCGCGGGAAUCUCGGCGCCGGUAAAUAUUUCAAUGGUGCGCAUCUGUUUACAACGGCGAGAAACCAUUCACCCAUCGGCGGAAAAUGUCGCAAAACGACAUCUUGGGACCCCCCGACGUGAGACGGUCGAAACGGUGGGCAAGGAGGUGUUGCUGUUUCGGUGCAUGACUGGCAAGGAAGCAGAGAGCGUAAUCGCGAUGGAUCUGCCCUUCCAGAUAUUCAUCCCCUUUGGCCGCAGCGGCGAAGAAUCAAACCGGCGCAUUCCCCCGGCGAGUUUGCAAUUACCAAGUCGCAUCGCUGAGACAUACUAUGAACUCGUGGUGACUGUCCAGCAAGGCUCAAGCAUGCAGAAUCGCUACACUUUCCCAGUACAACUACAGCGUUACGACACCCUCUCGACCUUCGGCAUGUACAAUCGGCCAGAGACGAGGGCAGCGACAGCGGACCACAUCGUGACACUGGGCAUCUCCCUUCCCAAAUGGAGUUAUGGUCCGCUCGAUCCGAUUACCGUCUACGUUAAGUUGUCGCCGAAUCCGGAUUACAUGAGCAAGGCCAAGAAAGUGACGAUACAAAAGAUCACUUUGACGAUUGAGGAAGAGAUUACCUUUAAUCCAGAAGGUGAUGAGCCAACCAAAAAGGUCACCAAGAUUGCAAAGCACACGCAGACUGUAGGCACUAAGCUACCAGAGACCGGUUACAUGACAAACCUCGGUCUUGUCCUUCCUGCGCGCAAUCUACGAGAUCCGGAUGGCAUCAUCAAGAGGGGCAAACCGCACUUUCCUCAAUAUGAAGUGACAAGCUUUACGACGACCUCGACGCUGUACAAGAUUGAGUUUUUCCUAAGUGUCAAGGCACACAUGACAUCAGCGCGAGACAUUACAUUGCGCCAGCCGAUCGUAGUUUGCCCUCUCGACCAACAAGCGUGCAAGGAGGAGAUGGAAGCCAUUGAGCAGGCUGCCAAGGACGCGUCCAUGGUCGAUCCAAAUAAUCCUGUCCUCCCUGAGCGCAUGAUCGUUCUUGCCAGCGAGAAGGACGCGAUUCGUCAUCUGGGACUUUGUGAAGUUGGAGGCGUGAAGAAGAUGCUGAUCGAGUGA
This is a messenger RNA of Thermochaetoides thermophila DSM 1495, 1221 nucleotides long. RefSeq lists its product as uncharacterized. Gene Ontology annotation, biological process: division septum assembly. The coding region runs from base 1 to 1221 and encodes 406 amino acids. Lineage: Eukaryota; Fungi; Ascomycota; Sordariomycetes; Sordariales; Chaetomiaceae. Gene Ontology annotation, cellular component: division septum. The transcript has 3 exons. The record is from RefSeq and is a predicted model, not a curated record.